Caenorhabditis elegans is the source of this 4113-nucleotide messenger RNA. RefSeq names its product Zinc-hook domain-containing protein (gene rad-50). The transcript has 13 exons. The record is from RefSeq and is marked reviewed. Gene Ontology annotation, molecular function: ATP hydrolysis activity. Gene Ontology annotation, biological process: double-strand break repair; telomere maintenance; DNA repair. Bases 1 to 3939 code for a protein of 1312 amino acids. NCBI's taxonomy places the organism in Eukaryota, Metazoa, Nematoda, Chromadorea, Rhabditida, Rhabditidae. Gene Ontology annotation, cellular component: Mre11 complex; nucleus; chromosome.
AUGAGAAGGAAAUAUUUGCUUAUCGAAGCCUGGGAAUUGCUUAUGGCGAAAUUUUUACGCCUACACAUCAGAGGAAUUCGAAGUGUCGGUGAUGAGGACCACGAUGUUCACAAAAUUGAUUUCCUCUCUCCGUGCACACUAAUCAGUGGACCAAAUGGAACAGGAAAAACGACCACCAUCGAGGCACUCAACUUUGUAACCACCGGACAAAUGCCUACACAGAAGAAACAGAACUUUAUUCACAGCACAGAUGUAGCACGCAAAACUCGUGUUGAUGCCUCAGUUACUCUCGAAUUCAUUGAUGUCAAAGGACGAGAGUGUACAGCUGUACGGAGACUUGUUGUGACAUCAGGAACGAAAGCUGCAGCACUAGCAGAAGAACACACAUUAGCUAUAAAAUAUCCUGAUGGCACAGUCAAUACUCUGAGCAGCAAAGUUUGCGACUUCAACACUGCACUUUUAAAACAUUUAGGCGUCCCGAGAGCAGUUUUCAAAUAUGUAAUUUUCUGUCAUCAAGAAGAUUCGACUUGGCCACUCAGUGAACCAAAAGAACUGAAAAAACGUUUUGAUGACAUCUUCCAACUGACAAAAUUUGUGAAAGCACAGGAACGAAUGAAAAAAAUUGUGCUGGAUUUUAAGAAAGAAAUGCAAACCCACGAGAUGUCUAAACAACUCUACGAGACUCAUGUUAGGGAUAAACUGGUCGCUAGACAAAACCAAGAAGAAUGUGAGAGAAAAAUAUCGAAACGGAAAGAGGAAACUGAUGAGCUGAAAGAACGAAAAGCCAAUGGACAGAAGAAGAUAGAAGAGAUGAGAACGUCUAUUCACGAACUCGAGGACACAUUAACUUCGUUCAAGAAAACUGAAUUGGAGAGGCAAAACUUGAAGAAACAGCUUUCUCUCAUUCGUGUGGAGCCCUAUUUUGGAACUGAAGAAGAGUUGAAGAGAGAAAUUGAAGAAUUCCGUGGUUCUGAAGGACGCAGCUAUGGUGAAGAACGGGCCAGAAUCCAGAAAAAAAUUGGUAAAAAUAAUCAGGAACGACAGGAGUUGUCGCAAAAGAAAACUGAAUUCGAGAACAGAAUUUCAAGUUUAAAAGCUGAAGUUAUUCACUGCCAAUCACUGAAGUAUGACCUGGAACGACUAGAAAAUCAACUUCGUUCCGAACUCGAUCUUGAACACGAUGCGGAUAUUGACAUUGAAAUUGAUAACGCUAUCACAUUGAAAAUUCGAGGAAUGUCUGAUAAAGCACGAAUGAUUGCAAAGAACUGUGCCGAACUUCAAUCCAAUCUGCGAACAGCACAAGAAGCAGCUACAAAAAUUGAAGUAGAAAUGAAAACUCUUCAAAACGAAAAAGUCAAACUGGAGAAAGAAGUAGAACAGCUGAAAUUCAAAAUCAAACAAGGACAGAAUGCCACUGCAGGCAUGAAGGAUCUUCUGAAAAAAGAAGAAGCUCUGAGAAAAAGUCUUGCUGACCUUCCAUUACUCGACGAGAAUGCACUGACAGAAUGCAAACUCAAGCGAGAGAAAUACCUAAAACAAUUGGACAUUCUGAAAAAGAAGUGCGCCGAGGCUGAAAAGAAUGCUGAGAAAGACAGAGAAAAAGAAUCCUUGAAACAAACUCUGUCUAUUGCUCGAAAAAAGAUGACUGCAUAUCAAAGGAUAUAUGAUAACAAUUGGCAAGGAUUGAUUGGACAGGCUCCCGAUUUUCCAUGGACUCCAAUUCUAUCGAAGACUUUCCACAAAUUGAGGAAUGAUAAGAAAAUCAUGGAAGAAGAUCUUCGAGAUGUUCAAUUAAACGUCCAAAAGCUUGAAACCAUGCAACAUCAGUACAGGAAGCAAGAGGAAAGUCUAACAGCACAGGAAUUGAAGUUGAGUGAAAACAUUUUCGAAGCUUGUUCGUGUGAAGCUGAAGAAGUCUCCGAGAAAUUGGAAAAUCUUCGAAAGCGUCUGAAGAAAGCCCGAAAAGAUUUAGCGCCUCUCAGUGCAAAAUCAAAUCUCUACGAUUCUUAUAUCGAAGAAAGCAAAAGCAGUGGUUGCUGUCCACUUUGUGAUCGUGACUUCAAGACAAAGAAAGAAAUAAAUGAAUUCUCAAAGAAGCUUGAAAAUAUGACACUUAGUUUUCCCACUGAACAGGAAGAAUUGGAGAAAUUAGUUUCGAAAUUGGAAAAAGAAGAAAUAAUUAUUGUGAAAGCAGAAGGACAAGCAAACGAACUGCAGAGAAUAGUAAAAGAACUAAAGGAAGUUCGAGAGAAAAACAGAAAGCUGUCUACUGAAAUGGCGGAAGAGAAAUCGAAUCUUUCUAAAAACGAAAAACAACUGGAAACCGUGAAUGCUAAACUCAAAUUAGCUGAAGAUUUGCAAACAGAUGUUGGUGUAAUUCAACAACUCUAUGAACAAACAGAAGAGAACGAAAAGAGAUAUGAGCAACUUGUUUCUGAAUCUGAUUCUUCGGAUGGCCUCAGCUACACCGAACUUCGGAAGAAAGUUGAAGACAAAGAUGAAGAAUAUCGUAAGAUUGUUCAAGAAGGAGAAGAACUUCAGAAGUGUUCUGAGGAAAGAAAUAAACUUCAAUCAAAACUGAAUGAGCUCGGAACUCACCGAGUUUCUUUGGGAGAAGCUGCUGCACAGGCUGGUGCUUUCGCAGAACAAUUGGAAACUAAGAUAAAAGAGAUUCAAGAGUGUAUUACGGCAAUCUCGCAAAAAAGAAAUGAAGAUCUUCCGGAUGCUCAGUUCAAGAAAGAUGAUCUCACAAGAAAUGUUUCCAGUAAAGAAGAAGAGAAGAAAAAAGCUGAAAUGGAAGUGCAGAUGAUGAAAAAGGAGUUGGAUCAAAAAAUUUUCCAUCGGAAAUCGCUGUUUAAAAAAGUCCAGGAAGGCGGUCUGUGCGAAAGACAACUCAUGGAUAAGGAAAAUAAUAUUGCAACUCUGAAUGCCAGCUUAGAAGAAAAUCAGCAACGCCAAAAACGUUUCGAAGAAGAUCUCCGUUCGUUCGAUAGUUCACAUCAACGCGAGUCAAUUCUAAAAGAUCAACUUACUCGAAUGAUUAUCGAAAAUAAGAUAAAAGAGUUGAAAAGAACAUUGGCCACAUUCGAUGGACAAAUAAAUGAAGAUCGCAUAACUGAACAAAAACAAGCUUAUAACAAACUUCAAAAUGAACUUCGCUUGAUUGGAAACGAAGAAGUGAAAAUAUACACUCAGAUGCAAGAGUACGAGAAGCAAAAAAAAAUUGCGGAAGCAAAAUUGUCAACGAAAGAGUGUCAGAAUGCUGAAUCGAAUUAUCGUGAUGCUAUCAUAGAACUGGCAAUUACUAAAGAAUCUAUCUCUGAUUUAACGAAGUAUAGAAAUUGUCUUGAUGCUUCACUCAUCCAAUUUCAUUCUGAAAAAAUGGGCAGGGUCAAUGGAAUCAUUGAUGAUCUAUGGAGAAAAGUAUAUAAUUCCACGGAUAUUACUACAAUCAGGAUUAGAUCAGAUGCUACUUCUGAGACUUCUUCAAAGAAAGUCGCAUACGAAUACAAUGUUAUGAUGGUUCAUGAAACUGGCACCGAAGUUGAGAUGCGUGGACGCUGCAGUGCUGGUCAAAAAAUGCUUGCUUCGUUGCUUAUUCGCAUUGCACUCGCAGAAGUAUUCGGUGGUUCAUGCUCGAUGAUUGCGUUGGAUGAACCAACAACAAAUUUGGAUGAGAGCAAAGUGGAAGGAAUGGCUAUCGUUUUGGCAGAUAUAAUUGCUGAAAGACGCGGAUUCGAUGAAAAUGGAAAGUUGAGAGGAAGAGAUAUGCAGAUGGUAGUAAUCACUCACGAUGAGCGACUCGUCAACAGGAUCACAAUCAGUUGUCGUCCAGAGUAUAUUUAUUGUUUGGGGAAGGACGAGCACGGAAUAAGUUUCCUUUCGAAACGUUAUCCAGAUGGAACAGUGAAAAGAGUUAAUACGAAGAGACGGUUCUAGAAUGGUAUUGAAGAAUCUCAAUAGUACAAAUAAUAUUUUACGGUCUCAAAAUUGAUUCGCUCACCUUUUAAUUAUGUUUUAUGCUUUGUCAGAUCAUUCCCGAGUUUCCAAAUGUUGUUACCUCAUGUUUUAUAUUUUACGAGAUGAACCCGAUGCAUCGGCCGAUGUGAAAUG